AUGAGCAAAUAUUACGAGGUCAUCGAUACAUUGAUAAUUCUUGCAAAGGGGAAAAAGAGCUCAAUGCUACAGACAUAUCACCAUGCUGGUAUAAUACUCUGCGGAUGGGCUACGGUUGUUUAUGAUUCGCCAUGUGCACUUGUUGCAGGUAUAAAUGUGUUAGUCCACACAUUAAUGUACACAUACUUUGCUCUUCAAACACUUGGAUAUUCUGUGUCAACUCGUGUGAAACGAAGUCUGACCACUAUCCAAAUUGCACAAUUCUUUAUCGGAAUGAUAUUUGGGACCUCAUUUCUUUUCUUGAGUUACAAAGCUCCUCUGGACAUGUCACAAAUGGCCGUGAAAAAUGAUUCGGUGUUGGACUUCAGCCCACCCGCUAGCCAUGGUGAUACGACAAGAUUGGUGCCCAAAGACACGAUGAUCCCAUGCUUGAGUGACAGUGGGGAAGCAGCCACCAUUUACGUGUCAACUAUCUAUAUCUGGCCGUUGAUUUUUCUUUUUGUGAGAUUUUUCAUCAAGUCAUAUUCUCUGAAGAAGAGAUAA
This is a messenger RNA of Penicillium angulare, 543 nucleotides long. RefSeq lists its product as uncharacterized. Gene Ontology annotation, molecular function: fatty acid elongase activity. The record is from RefSeq and is a predicted model, not a curated record. Gene Ontology annotation, biological process: sphingolipid biosynthetic process; fatty acid elongation, monounsaturated fatty acid; fatty acid elongation, saturated fatty acid. Bases 1 to 543 code for a protein of 180 amino acids. The transcript has 2 exons. Gene Ontology annotation, cellular component: endoplasmic reticulum membrane. NCBI's taxonomy places the organism in Eukaryota, Fungi, Ascomycota, Eurotiomycetes, Eurotiales, Aspergillaceae.